Molecule: messenger RNA, 2851 nt
Organism: Mus musculus (house mouse)
Lineage: Eukaryota; Metazoa; Chordata; Mammalia; Rodentia; Muridae
Gene: Sdr9c7
Product: 4short chain dehydrogenase/reductase family 9C, member 7
Exons: 4
Coding region: 111-1052 (313 amino acids)
Cellular component (GO): cytoplasm
Molecular function (GO): all-trans-retinol dehydrogenase (NAD+) activity
Source: RefSeq, marked validated
GCAAGUCUCAGAAGCUCUCCUUUCCUGUGGGUUCCUGUGGGCUGCCUGCUGGGCUCUGAGGAUCAGCCUAUCCUACCAUCUCCUGGGUCCAUCCUCAGACAUCAGCUCCCAUGGCGGCCCUCACAGACUUUGCUUUUAUGUACCGCUGGUUCAAAAAUUGCAAUCUGGUUAAAAACCUCUCUGAGAAGUAUGUCUUCAUCACUGGCUGUGACUCCGGCUUUGGGAACCUGUUGGCCAAACAACUGGUUGAUAGGGGCAUGAAAGUGCUUGCUGCCUGCCUCACUGAGGAGGGGGCUCAGAAACUCCUGCAGGACACCUCCCACCAGCUGCAGACCUUCCUCCUAGAUGUCACCAAGUCGGAGAACGUCAAGGAAGCAGCCCAGUGGGUGAGGGACCAAGUGGGCGAGCAAGGCCUCUGGGCCCUGGUGAACAACGCUGGCGUGGGCCUGCCCAGUGGUCCCAACGAAUGGCUGACCAUAAAAGACUUUGUGAAAGUGAUCAACAUAAACCUGGUGGGGCUGAUUGAUGUCACUCUGAACAUGCUGCCGAUGAUCAAGAAAGCCCGGGGCAGGGUGGUCAACAUGUCCAGCUCUGGUGGCCGUGUGGCUAUAUUCGGCGGUGGUUACUGUGUCUCCAAGUUUGGUGUUGAAGCCUUCUCUGAUAGCAUCAGGCGCGAGCUUCAUUUCUUCGGGGUGAAGGUCAGCAUCAUUGAGCCAGGGAACUACAAGACAUCCAUUCUGGGCCAAGAAGCUCUGGAAUCACGCAUGAAGAAGCUGUGGGAUCGGCUGCCACAGGAGACCCGGGAUAGCUACGGAGAGGAGUAUUUCCAAACCUAUACUAAAAAGUUGGUUAACUUGAUGAGGUCAGCAGAGCCAAGAAUCAGCGAUGUCACCAACAGCAUGGAGCACGCCAUUGUCUCCCGGAGCCCCCGAAUCCGCUACAACCCUGGCCUGGACGUCAAGUUUCUCUAUCUCACCCUGGCUAAGCUGCCCACCCCUGUGACAGAUUUCAUCCUUAGCAGAUACUUGCCAAGACCAGCAGACAGUGUUUGAGCUGGCGAGCUCAAGGGGUAGCCAGUGGAGCACAGGGGAGAGGGCAAAGGACUGGGGGAUCACAAGAGGUGUUGUCAUAUAUCUUGUGGGCAGAGAAGAGCAUACUCAGCUCACUCCCACUGCAGGCUGAUGUCUCCUUCCAUCUGCUGGGGCCUCUAGAAACCUGAUGUGACCCCGGCUGAUGUAGAUAGAGCGUUGCAGCAUAGGCCGCAAGACACCCCUCACCAAGGCAGGUACUAGUGCUCCUGGACCUGAAAAGCCGGCUUCUGUUGACUGACAAGCUGUCACCACCUCCGUAAAACACCAUGGGACAAUCUAGCCCACAGGAGAAUCUCGGUCCCCUCCCCACAGCUCUCAAAGCAGGCACUGGUUUGUGUAUAUAUGGAAUAUGUAACAUGGCAACAAGAACUGCCAGAGCAUACUCAGAGAAGGUUUUAAAUAGUUUUCUUUUCUUUGCAUUUCUCUAUCUGAUUGGGAUCCAUAUAAUGCUUGCUUCUCUAAUCACCAUUGAUUCCUGUUUCAAGUAUUUAUUGAGCACUUACUACGUACCAGCACCAAAACUCUGGGGGUAUGUGAGGGUGAUGAAAUCAUGAACUUGUCUUGUUUUGUUUUGUUUUGUUUGUCUCACGUUUUACUUUGUUACAGUAGCUAGCAGCAGAGAUAGGACAGUGACCAAGGGGACAAAGAUCAGAAAAAGGAAAUUUGAAGGACCCUGGAUCUCAAUAGUCCUAGACUCGGAUGUUUACUGGGAUCACUCAGUUACUUAAAAUGCGUACGGAAGCUGGAGAGAUGGCUCGGAGGUUAAGAGCAUUUGUGCCUCGCAGAAUCUGGAAUAGAUCCCCAGUCUCCACACCGUGUCUCACAGCCUCCAUAAUUCCAGUUCCAGGGGAUCGGAUGCCCCCUUCUGACCUCCACAGGUACCAAGCAUGAAUGUAAUGUGUAUUGAUACAUGCAGGCAAAAACACGCAUACACAUAAAAUAAGAUAAAUCUUUAAAAAGUGAAUGUGUAAGGAAGCUGGGCAUGGUAUCUCAUGUUUGUAAUCCCAACAUUUAUGGGGCUAAGACAGGAGGAUUUUUGUGAGUCUAAGGAAAGACUAGAUUACAAAAUGAGACACUGUCUCAAGAAACAAACCCCAGGAAACAAACAAAAGAACUCAUAGGAACCCCAAUGUUAGAAAAUCCGAUUCAAUAAACCUGAGUGAGGCAGAGCCCAGAACUAUGAAUUGUGUACUAAGGACCUAAAUGUACCUGCGCACCUGGGAGGCAGUGAUAGUCCCACAGGAGAAGCAGCCAAUCAGCUCAGAGUGGGAAGUCAUUUUCGCCAAGGCACCCAGCUAAGUGGUCAAACAAACAGAACCCUUUUCCAGCAGCAGGUGAUGAACUGUUUGUAACAUCUUCAAAUAAGUCAUAGAACUAAAUAAUUCAUGUCUUUAAAAAUAGCUACCAACUUCUGAGUUAUAUGAACUAUUAAUGAAAAAGGAUACUUUUUUGAUCAAGUUCAUAUACUGAAUAUCAAACCCAGAGCCUGAGCAUCAUAGACAAGCACUCACCACUGACCUACAUUCCCACCCUCAGAUUUUCAAUUAGCUUACUCAGAAGCUCAGGCUGGCCUUGAACUUGCUAUAACUUUCAAUAUUCCCUCAAACUCAUAAUUCUCCUGCCUCUACUCCCAGAGUGCUAUGACUACAGGCAUGUGCCAUCAGUCCCAACAAUAACAGUGAUAAAAUAAAUAAAUAGAAUUGUUUAAAAUUCUGCAGUUUGUGCAAUAAAGGUCAAAUAUUAUUAUUUAAAAAUCAAAA